AUGAAGAAAUGGAGCAGCACAGACUCGGGGGCGGCUGCGGACCCACUCCAACAGGACACCUGCCCAGACCCCCUGGAUGGAGACCCUAACUCCAGGCCACCUCCAGCCAAGCCCCAGCUCUCCACGGCCAAGAGCCGCACCCAGCUCUUUGGGAAGGGUGACUCGGAGGAGGCUUUCCCGGUGGAUUGCCCUCACGAGGAAGGUGAGCUGGACUCCUGCCCGACCAUCACAGUCGGUCCUGUUAUCAUCAUCCAGAGGCCAGGAGACGGCCCCACCGGUGCCAGGCUGCUGUCCCAGGACUCUGUCACCGCCAGCACCGAGAAGACCCUCAGGCUCUAUGAUCGCAGGAGUAUCUUUGAAGCCGUUGCUCAGAAUAACUGCCAGGAUCUGGAGAGCCUGCUGCUCUUCCUGCAGAAGAGCAAGAAGCACCUCACGGACAACGAGUUCAAAGACCCUGAGACAGGGAAGACCUGUCUGCUGAAAGCCAUGCUCAACCUGCACGACGGGCAGAACGACACCAUCCCCCUGCUCCUGGACAUCGCGCGGCAGACGGACAGCCUGAAGGAGUUUGUCAAUGCCAGCUACACGGACAGCUACUACAAGGGCCAGACAGCGCUGCACAUCGCCAUCGAGAGGCGCAACAUGGCCCUGGUGACCCUCCUGGUGGAGAACGGAGCAGACGUCCAGGCUGCGGCCCAUGGGGACUUCUUUAAGAAAACCCAAGGGCGGCCUGGAUUCUACUUCGGUGAACUGCCCCUGUCCCUGGCCGCGUGCACCAACCAGCUGGGCAUCGUGAAGUUCCUGCUGCAGAACUCCUGGCAGCCGGCCGACAUCAGCGCCAGGGACUCGGUGGGCAACACGGUGCUGCACGCCCUGGUGGAGGUGGCCGACAACACGGCCGACAACACCAAGUUUGUGACGAGCAUGUACAAUGAGAUUCUGAUCCUGGGGGCCAAACUGCACCCGACCCUGAAGCUGGAGGAGCUCACCAACAAGAAGGGAAUGACGCCGCUGGCUCUGGCCGCCGGGACCGGGAAGAUCGGGGUCUUGGCCUAUAUUCUCCAGCGGGAGAUCCAGGAGCCUGAGUGCAGGCACCUGUCCAGGAAGUUCACCGAGUGGGCCUACGGGCCCGUGCACUCCUCGCUGUACGACCUGUCCUGCAUCGACACCUGCGAGAAGAACUCGGUGCUGGAGGUGAUCGCCUACAGCAGCAGCGACACCCCUAAUCGCCACGACAUGCUCUUGGUGGAGCCGCUGAACCGACUCCUGCAGGACAAGUGGGACAGAUUCGUCAAGCGCAUCUUCUACUUCAACUUCUUGAUCUACUGCCUCUACAUGAUCAUUUUCACCAUGGCUGCCUACUACAGGCCCGUGGAUGGCGUGCCUCCCUUUAAGAUGGAAAAAACUGAAGACUAUUUCCGAGUAACUGGAGAGAUCCUGUCUGUGUUAGGAGGAGUCUACUUCUUUUUCCGAGGGAUUCAGUAUUUCCUGCAGAGGCGGCCAUCGAUGAAGACCCUGUUUGUGGAUAGCUACAGUGAGAUGCUUUUCUUUCUGCAGUCACUGUUCAUGCUGGCCACCGUGGUGCUAUACUUCAGCCACCGCAAGGAGUACGUGGCUUCCAUGGUGUUCUCCCUGGCCUUGGGCUGGACCAACAUGCUCUACUACACCCGCGGUUUCCAGCAGAUGGGCAUCUACGCCGUCAUGAUAGAGAAGAUGAUCCUGAGAGACCUGUGCCGUUUCAUGUUCGUCUACGUCGUCUUCUUGUUUGGGUUUUCCACAGCGGUGGUGACGCUGAUCGAAGACGGGAAGAACGACUCCCUGCCGUCUGAGUCCACGUCGCACAGGUGGCGGGGGCCUGGCUGCAGGCCACCCGAUAGCUCCUACAACAGCCUGUACUCCACCUGCCUGGAGCUGUUCAAGUUCACCAUCGGCAUGGGCGACCUGGAGUUCACCGAGAACUACGACUUCAAGGCUGUCUUCAUCAUCCUGCUGCUGGCCUACGUAAUUCUCACCUACAUCCUCCUGCUCAACAUGCUCAUCGCCCUCAUGGGUGAGACUGUCAACAAGAUCGCACAGGAGAGCAAGAACAUAUGGAAGCUGCAGAGAGCCAUCACCAUCCUGGACACGGAGAAGAGCUUCCUUAAGUGCAUGAGGAAGGCCUUCCGCUCAGGCAAGCUGCUGCAGGUGGGAUACACCCCUGAUGGCAAGGACGACUACAGGUGGUGCUUCAGGGUGGACGAGGUGAACUGGACCACCUGGAACACCAACGUGGGCAUCAUCAACGAAGACCCGGGCAACUGUGAGGGCGUCAAGCGCACCCUGAGCUUCUCCCUGCGGUCAAGCAGAGUUUCAGGCAGACACUGGAAGAACUUUGCCCUGGUCCCGCUUUUAAGAGAGGCAAGUGGUCGAGAUAGGCACUCUGCUCAGCCUGAGGAAGUUCAUCUGCGACAGUUUUCAGGGUCUCUGAAGCCAGAAGACGCUGAGGUCUUCAAGAGUCCUGCCGCUUCCGGGGAGGAGUGA
This is a messenger RNA of Symphalangus syndactylus (siamang), 2520 nucleotides long. RefSeq names its product transient receptor potential cation channel subfamily V member 1 (gene TRPV1). Gene Ontology annotation, biological process: calcium ion import across plasma membrane. Gene Ontology annotation, cellular component: plasma membrane. NCBI's taxonomy places the organism in Eukaryota, Metazoa, Chordata, Mammalia, Primates, Hylobatidae. Gene Ontology annotation, molecular function: protein binding; calcium channel activity. The record is from RefSeq and is a predicted model, not a curated record.